AUGAAGCCCUCUGCGGACAUGCUGGAGAUCAUCGCCUGUACCGUCCUAAUCCUCGUGAGUGUUGUCGGAAACACGUGUUUAUUUUAUUCCACAAGGAAGUGUAUCACUGGACGUUUACAGACAUCCUUUCUUCUAAUUUUCAGUCUUAUAUUUGUCCACCUUAUUAGAAACUUGGUGCUGAAUGUCAUGAAAAUUGUUUACUCUUCUGGUAUCACGUUGGAUUCAGCUGGCUGCAAAGUUCUGCACUUCACAGCAGCCCUGACGGCUUCACUGGCCAUCUGGUUCACCUUACACUUUGCAUUGCUCUACCUCUGGAGGCUUUACCGAACUGUCCACCCCUUGAGUGAGGACCCAGGCCUGGACCAACAGAAACAUUCCUUGAAGGGGGUUUCUGCACUCUGGGUGUCUGGUGUGGCAGUGGACAUCCCCGUUUUAAUUUAUACUAGAAAACUGGAAUUCGUCAAUGCAGGAAAUGAUACAGACCCCUUGUCUACUAACAAGAUUUACAUGGAUUGCCUAAUGGACUUUGGAAACAAGCAGGUAGAGUUUUACUAUGGGAAAUUUGUUUUAGUUCUGAUUGAUAUUCUUCCCUUAGCCACUUUAGUCUUUGUCUGUUUCUGGAUGUCUUUCCUCCUUUCGGAGAGAAAGAAGAUGACAUAUGGUGACAUCUGGAUUGGAGAUGAUGAUUCAGAAAUUGAAAUCCUUAGAGGGGCCAAGUUCAGUAUUUUAUUAAUGUUGCUGAUCACUCCACUUUGGAUUUCUCACUUUAUCUUAGUCUAUUUCUUAAAAGACUUGGCAGCAUGUAUUUUUAUUCCAGCUGUUCUCACAGCCCUCUCUUCAGGCUUCUCUGCUCUCAGUCCUUUCCUGCUUAUUUUAGUUAAUUACAAAAUGGAAUUGGUGUUCUUCUGUGGCACCAAAGAGGAAAAACCCACACCACAGCCUACGAAUGUUGCUCUUUCUCCAUAUGCUUAA
Messenger RNA from Lemur catta (Ring-tailed lemur), 972 nucleotides. Its product is annotated as olfactory receptor class A-like protein 1. Gene Ontology annotation, cellular component: membrane. The transcript has a single exon. The coding region runs from base 1 to 972 and encodes 323 amino acids. The record is from RefSeq and is a predicted model, not a curated record. NCBI's taxonomy places the organism in Eukaryota, Metazoa, Chordata, Mammalia, Primates, Lemuridae.